Messenger RNA from Lineus longissimus, 2607 nucleotides. Its product is annotated as endoplasmic reticulum membrane-associated RNA degradation protein-like. The record is from RefSeq and is a predicted model, not a curated record. Lineage: Eukaryota; Metazoa; Nemertea; Pilidiophora; Heteronemertea; Lineidae. The coding region runs from base 139 to 2205 and encodes 688 amino acids. The transcript has 15 exons.
UUAUACAAACAUAUAUAAAUGAAUGUACAUGUAUUUCUUAUACAAACAAACUGGUGAAUUCACAGGGCUUUUUUAAAGACGUUCUUUAAAAAUGACUUUGCACCGUCAUUCAACCCCGUAAUCAUUUCAUAGGAUAGCAUGAUGAGAAAGAGUUCUUGCUUUUUAAAAUAUCUUUAUCUUUAUCUUCCAAGCAAGAUGCUGAGUUCUAAAAAACCCAGAAGUUUCUUAUCACCCAAUGUCUACCAGAUGUUAUGUGAGAUUGGUGUCACCGGUGAGGAUUCUGAUGAAAGAUGUAUUCAGGACGAUCACCUCAGGUUUACUCAUAUCGCUUGUCUGCUACCAGAUGCUGGAUCUGAUGAAGACGCCAAGUUUUACCGGAGAUAUGUCCAGUCCUUGGCAGCAGUUUUCAAGAGAAGUAAAGAACAUCUUGAAUCUAUGACAGUGGAAAAUUUCUCAUCUAAAUACCAGCAUGUCAUAACAUGGACAAGCUGCCCUGAGUUGAUCCCCAAAUGCUUUGAUAAUCUUCAGAGUAAAGAUGGUCCCUUGACAGCAUUAUCCCUUCUGAUGUUAACUUCCAUCCUAGAAAGGUCUCUUGGUGAUGUUUAUGAAAUGAAAGGCAAUCAGUGCCCAUCUCUUUUAAAGGACUUACUGGUGACACCUGAACUCAGGGAAAUCUUUGGUUCAUCUGUGGUUCAGCUCUUAACAAUCAUGAUUGGACCGCCAAUUUCUCUAAACAUCAGAAAUGUGAUCUGGCAUGGAUUUGCUGCUCCAAAUGAGAUACCUGUGGAGUAUGGGUAUUUCCUAAUGAUGAUGACAGUGAGUCUAGGAGAAGUGCUUCAAUCAAAGGGCAUUCGAUCCAGUGACAUCCCACACAGACCGUUUCUGGAUUUCUCUCGGGCUGAACUCCUGAAGGGAAUAUUUCCUGAAGAUCUGAAUCUGCAAGCUGUCAGAGAUAUCAUCACAUCAUCUGAUUUCAUCCCCAAAACCAUGCUGCCAUAUCUUUCUUUGGCUCUUGAAAAGUAUGAAAAUAAAUGUUAUGGUGAAUGUCUUGUGCUAGUUCUUCCCCAGUUGGAACAUGGUUUAAGGUGUGCAUUUUCCUUGUACAACAAUUGUGAAGAACGCGUAAUGACAGCUGAGUCUACCACCCUCUACACAACCUUUGAUGAGAUAUUGAGCCCAAAUCUGCCAGAUGGUUCUCAAAAUAAACUUCUGAAGCACUUGGGGGAUCAACAUAUUCAGAUGUUGUAUGACAUACUGAUGUAUCCAGAGGGCCCAAGAAUACGCGAUAGAGUUAGCCACGGAGAAGUGGACCUUGCCUCUAUCAGUCGGGAUGUUGCCCGAUAUGUGAUCCAGAUAACUGUGAUAUUGUCAAUACAGAAGAUACAGGAUAACUCUUUACUCCAGGAGCCGUCUAUCCGUGAACUUGUGCAUGUUUCAUCCAGAUAUAAGUCUGUCUUCCAUCCCCUUGCUUUCCUGAGGAGACAGAUGGUAGAGAACAUCAACAAGCUGUCAGACUGGGAAAAACUUCCUAAACCACGCAUUGAACAACUCCCAGCAACUCUGGACUGGGAGGUCUUACAAUCUGGAAUCUGUGAUAUGUUAGAAGUGUACAAGAAUGCUACAGCUGCCAUUGUUGGGAUUGCUUCCAUCAACGGUGAUGUUAAACGCCAGGUCCUUGAGCCGUUCCAUGACAGCCAUGACACUUUACAGUCAUAUCUCGGUUCAAAGUCAGCUAUACUCUACAGAAGCCAAAGCACAAUACAGCCUACACUCAAAACCCAUAAUUCAAACCGGCAACCUAUUAGAAUGUCGGAACUGAUUGGUUUACUUCGUCGCAUCUUGACCAAUGGGACGCAAGCAUCUGAGAACGUCUGUUCCGUGACAACACUGAGAUACAACCAAUGGGAAGCAAAGGAACUGAGAUCUAGACAGAGGAAUACAUACAAGAGACACUUGGAUAGCGUUCCAGUCCUCUCCAUUGGUCUACGUCUUGUCCUUCUAAUUGUUUUGAAUAUCUACCAAGAUCUGGAUAUGUGGGCCUCAAUGGAGAGAAAGACUCAACAUGAUCAUCUAAAAUUAUUAAAGUCCCUGAACCAGUAUUGUGAGAACAUCGUCUCCUUCUCGAGCAGUGACAAGAAUCGUUGGGAUGAGGCGUGUGGACUUACGGAUAAAAUCAUCUCGCAGGUGAAAGGUUUCUAUGGUUAAUGACACAAAAUGAGAUGUAUCGUGUAUCCCUGAUUCAGAAGAUGAAUAGAUCAAAGAUAACAAGGCUGUUUUAGUGGACAGAUAGAUCGGAGGCAAACAAUCUCUCAAAUCAUUGAAGCAGAAAUGCAACUAAUGCAAUCAGUGACAUGAAGGUUCUCGUGUUCUAGUAUUAGUUUCAUAAGGAAUCAGGUCUGGACCACGUAAGGUGGGUGCUACAAAUAGAUGGUCUCCUUGUCAUGUCCUUUUGUAAUUGGACUAUAUUUGUAUAAUUGUUGGGUCCUCCAACCUCCCUGAUGAGAAAACAUGUGAUACCAUAAUGGUUGCAUGUGGUUUCAUGACUCUGUUACAACACAGUCAACACAAAUCAAAAAAAAUCUUUGAAAUUGACAGUAUUUGAAAAAG